Sinocyclocheilus grahami is the source of this 2013-nucleotide messenger RNA. RefSeq names its product solute carrier family 5 member 10 (gene slc5a10). The coding region runs from base 1 to 1914 and encodes 637 amino acids. The transcript has 15 exons. The record is from RefSeq and is a predicted model, not a curated record. Gene Ontology annotation, cellular component: plasma membrane. Gene Ontology annotation, biological process: transmembrane transport. Gene Ontology annotation, molecular function: D-glucose:sodium symporter activity. NCBI's taxonomy places the organism in Eukaryota, Metazoa, Chordata, Actinopteri, Cypriniformes, Cyprinidae.
AUGGCGUCUAACUCUACCACUACAUUUUUCGCCCUUUCCCAGUCUUUCAGUGUAUCUGAUAUCAUUGUAAUCGGAGCAUAUUUUUUAUUGAACGUCGCUGUUGGAAUAUGGUCAUCUUGCAGAGUGAGCCGAAACACACUAAGUGGAUAUUUUCUGGCUGGCAGAGACAUGGCUUGGUGGCCGAUUGGUGCAUCUCUGUUUGCCAGCAGUGAGGGUUCAGGAUUGUUCAUCGGUCUGGCUGGGACAGGAGCAGCGGGAGGGAUCGCUGUAGCUGGAUUUGAGUGGAAUGCAACUUAUGUCCUGUUGGCUCUUGCCUGGAUCUUUGUCCCAGUUUAUGUGUCUUCUGGGAUUAUCACGAUGCCAGAGUAUUUGGGUCGGCGGUUUGGAGGAGAGCGAAUUCGCAUUUACUUGUCAGCUCUCAGUCUGAUGCUGUCUGUGUUUACCAAGAUCUCAACAGAUCUGUACUCUGGAGCUUUGUUUGUCCAGGUUUGUUUGGGCUGGAAUCUCUACCUGUCCACUGUGCUCAUGCUGGUCAUCACUGCCCUCUACACUAUUGCAGGUGGCUUGGCUGCUGUUAUCUACACCGACACUCUUCAGACCUUCAUCAUGAUCAUUGGAGCAGUCAUCCUCACCAUUACAGCAUUCAAUAAGAUUGGAGGCUACAGUAACCUGGAGAGCGCGUAUUUGAAAGCUGUGCCGUCUAAGAUCAUCCCAAACACGACAUGUCACCUGCCCAGGCCUGAUGCCAUGCACCUGUUCAGAGACCCUGUGCAUGGAGAUCUACCCUGGCCAGGCAUGACACUGGGAUUGACCAUUCUUGCAACAUGGUACUGGUGCACCGAUCAGGUAAUCGUGCAGAGGUCUCUGUCAGCCAAGAAUCUGAGUCACGCCAAAGGGGCGUCAAUCUUUGCCAGCUAUCUCAAGAUGCUUCCCAUGAUCUUCAUCAUCCUACCUGGCAUGAUCAGCAGGGCACUCUACCCAGACACAGUGGCUUGCGUUGACCCUGAAGAGUGUGUAAAGGUGUGUGGUGCAGAGGUGGGCUGUUCCAACAUUGCUUUUCCAAAACUGGUCAUCGAGCUCAUGCCCAGCGGCCUCAGGGGGUUAAUGAUCGCUGUAAUGAUGGCCGCUUUAAUGUCAUCACUGACCUCCAUCUUUAACAGCAGUAGCACCCUCUUCACCAUGGACAUCUGGAAGAAGUAUCGAAGAGGUGCUAGUGAGAAGGAGCUGCUGCUAGUUGGCAGGAUAGUGACUGUUAUUUUGGUGGUGAUUAGCGUGGUUUGGAUCCCGAUUCUUCAGAGUGCUAACAGCGGUCAGCUGUAUGUUUACAUCCAGUCAGUAACCAGCUAUCUAGCCCCUCCUGUUACUGCCAUUUUUGUAAUGGCUGUUUUCUGGAAAAGAACUAAUGAGGCGGGAGCAUUCUGGGGCUUGAUGGUGGGUCUAGCGGUGGGAUUGACGAGGAUGGUUCUAGAGUUUGUGUUUCCUCCCCCUCGCUGUGGUGUUUUUGACCCUGCUCCCUCUGUCUUGAGGAGUGUACACUACCUGCACUUUGCCAUCAUACUCUGUGCCCUGACUGUUAUUGUUGUGGUGGUGAUCAGUCUACUGACCCCUCCACCCACCGACGAACAGACACAUAAUCUUACCUGGUGGACUUUACAUAACAGCACCGAGAGAGAAAUACCUGUACAGAAAGUAGCUACUCUUAGCUGCAGGACAGACGGCUGUGAGUCUGUGUGCAGGGGUAAGUGUGUACGCACCACUGGGUUCUGUAGCCCUCGACCUGGACGAUUUGCAACCGGGACACCACCUCCUAUAAUUCACAGCACCAGAGAAGAUCCCUUCUGGUCUCGUUUCUGUUGUGUCAAUGCCAUCAUUCUCAUGUGCAUCAACAUCUUCCUCUAUGCUUACUAUGCGUAACACAUACCGCCACACACAUAGUUUUUUGUUUUUUUGGUACAAAUGCAUCACCUAGACUUCUGAUAAGACUUUCUUGCAAUUGCGAGUAUGUAUCUUACU